GACGCAAACAGCCUGUGCUCUCCGAAAAAGUCUUUCCAGGCGAACAUGGCGGCAACUUAGGCGCGCUCCAAGAUGACAACGGCCAGCCGGAGACGGGAAUCAAGGCUCGACGCUCGGCUUCGAGGCAGUGACAAACCCGGCCAGUGCGGGCCGGCACUGUGAGCCCAAUCUGCGGCAGACGCCCCAGCAAGGAUCAUCAUCAUCAUCCUCCUCAUCCUCCUCCUCCUCCUCCUCAUCGUCAGCAGCAGCCUCGGCAGCGUCGAGCAGGCUUGUGCGAACACCCUGCACCGAAGGACGGGGAGGACACCCGGGGAGGCGAGGAAGAAGGGGGGGGCAUGCGGUCAAAGAGGACGCCGUCCCCCCGCGGGGAGCCGUGGAGGAUGCGGCAAGCUUAAUCCGCGCGGGUGGGCUUUAUUGGACCGGAAUAGCACCGAUCCUGCACCGGCGGAGGAAAACGGCAACCCGCGGGAGAACGCAGCCUGCCUCCCCUAAGUCAAUGAGUAUUGAGACAGAGAAGCCCCCGCGGUGGAGUCGGCCAGGGCAGCACUCUCCUAAAAUAUGACCAGGGGUGCUUGGAUGCGUCGACAGCAUGACGACGGCGUCAAACACUGGUUCGCACCCCGCGGGACCGAGAAGCCAUCCACCGAGUCGGAGCGGGCCCAGAGAUGGCGACUGUCGCUGGCCUCGCUGCUCUUCAUCACCGUCCUGCUCUCGGAUCACCUGUGGUUCUGCGCCGAGGCCACGCUCACCCGCACCAGGGACAAGCGCGCCGGCCCGGCGGGGCUCGGGAUUCGAGAGACGGGCGAGCAGCCUCACUCCCUCCGCUGGGUCCCGCCGACAUCACCACCACCACCACCAUCAUCAUCAUCAUCAUCAUCACCACCGCCUGACCCCUACCGGCUCGCCAGAGAGCAAGAUGCUAUUUUUCUAGGGAAUUCUACCGAACCUCUGUGGCGGAUGGACACCUGUCACCCGGACAGCGUGUCCAAAGACUGCUUCACGUUCACGGACGCGGACACCGUGUGCCUGGGCCUCUCCGCCGCCGCCGCCGGAGGGGGCGAGGAGGGGACGCAGCAGUCGGCGGCUGACGUGAACCUGAGCGAUUUGUACCUUUCUUUUUGUAAUUCCUACUCACUUUUGGAUUUGUUCCACGGGUUUACGAGUCCACGCGACGUCAACUGCACCCUGGAUAUGGCCACGGGGGCGGGGGACGCGCCGGGAUGCGGCGAGUGCGUGCGGGCUUACCAGCUCCUCGACCGGCUGGCGGAGGACAACUACCGGGAGUUCGAGCUGCUGGUGCGCAAGUACGAGACGGACGCGUACUCGGUUCGGACGUGCAUGGAGGAAUGCAAGUUGGCAUACAAGCCGUGGCUGUGUUCUCAGUACUUCCAGACCACCCAGAUGCACUGCACUAAGAGAAUCCCCUGUGGUCAAUACUGUCUGGAGGUGCAGCAGCGGUGUCCCUUUGUCCUGCCUGACAACGAUGAUCUCAUUCACGGAGGCAGCCCCAGUUUUAUAUGUGCAGGGUUGCUGGAGGACCAUCCGUCGGGCGCCGACCCAGACGCAGAGUGCUGCGACGUGCGGUGGGACUUGAAAGUGGACAACCGCUCUCGGGGGACGCUGAAAAGAACUCACCCGCCAUGCCAGCACCGAACCUCCCUCAGCUCCUCGGCAGCGAGCAGACUGUGUAACAGCCGCCUCAAACUCUGCCUGCUGGUGCUGGUCCUCCUGCACACUGUGGCCAGUCUCACCGCCGCCCACAAUGCAACGGGCCUGGGCCUCCCCGCCAUCACGCCUCUGGAGGAGAGCCCCGCCAGUGAGGAGUGAUUGCCAGGAGGAGACGUCUGGAGCUGUGCGCCUGUGCGGACAUUGGGCAACACUUCCUAAUGGAAAACACUGCUUUGACACAAGAGACACACAAACCCAAUCAAGAGGGGACACAAGGGGCUCGUUUAGUCCGUUAGGUAGGGACAGGGGGGACAAUACCACAGCCUUUGAGUGGGAAGAGUU
This is a messenger RNA of Nerophis lumbriciformis (worm pipefish), 2010 nucleotides long. It is a transcript of the gene nalf1b, whose product is annotated as NALCN channel auxiliary factor 1. NCBI's taxonomy places the organism in Eukaryota, Metazoa, Chordata, Actinopteri, Syngnathiformes, Syngnathidae. Gene Ontology annotation, cellular component: plasma membrane. Gene Ontology annotation, molecular function: stretch-activated, monoatomic cation-selective, calcium channel activity. The record is from RefSeq and is a predicted model, not a curated record. Gene Ontology annotation, biological process: calcium ion import across plasma membrane.